Messenger RNA from Drosophila bipectinata, 1959 nucleotides. RefSeq names its product pippin (gene pippin). NCBI's taxonomy places the organism in Eukaryota, Metazoa, Arthropoda, Insecta, Diptera, Drosophilidae. Gene Ontology annotation, cellular component: membrane. Gene Ontology annotation, molecular function: sugar transmembrane transporter activity. The record is from RefSeq and is a predicted model, not a curated record. Gene Ontology annotation, biological process: carbohydrate transport; transmembrane transport.
AAAAAAAUAAGCGGAAGAGUUCCACAAAUUAAUUCCGAAACUAGUUGAACUAAUUUGCCUACAUUAUUGAUAGCUAAAAUGAGUGUCGAAAGUAGGGAUGAGGAAUACAUCAAGUUUGUGCCCCACAAAAUGUCCUACCAUGUGGUGCCCGGUGCGGAGUUCCAAUGCAAAGUGAGCAGCUACUCUUGCCGGAAACUGUCCACCAUCGAUGAACAGGAUCAUGAUGUGGCCAAUCGCAAGGGAAUGAUAAACCAGAUCUUGGCAACAUGUGCGGUUCUAUUACUCUCCGCUGGAUGUGGCAUGCCCAUUGGCUUCUCGGCAGUGUUGAUUCCCCAGUUGACAAACAGCACGGAAAUUCCCAUUGAUGUGGAAACAGGAUCAUGGAUCGCUAGUGUCCAUAGUUUGGCCACUCCUUUUGGAUCCCUGCUAUCCGGGCCUUUAGCCGACUAUUUGGGACGCCGUAAAACGCUGUUGGUCUCAGUGGUUCCCCUCUUUCUUGGUUGGAGCACUUUGGCCAUGGCCAAGAACAUCAAGAUCGUGAUCUUUGCCCGAUUCCUGUGUGGCUUUGCCACUGGCAUUCUGGGUGGACCCGGCCAGGUCUACAUCGCUGAGACAGCGGAACCCAAUUUGAGGAGUUUGCUGAUAGGAGCUCCUUACGUGGCAUAUUCCACAGGCAUUAUGCUAAUCUAUUCCCUUGGCUCCAUGAUGUACUGGCGCAAUGUGGCGUGGUGUGCCAACAUCCUACCUCUGGCUGCCGUUGUGUCCAUCUACCUCAUUCCGGAAACUCCUGCGUGGCUGCUGCGCAAUGGCUACGAGAGUAGAGCCCUCAAGGCCUUGACCUUCCUGCGGGGCAGCGAGAUCUCUGCCCAGAAGGAGGCCAACGACAUGAAACAGCGGCUGGCCAAGGAGCGGGCCACUACGCGGACUAACGAGAACAUCUUCCGCCUCUGCUGCCAACGGGUUGCUAUGAAGCCCCUUGUCAUUGUGAUAGUCUUCUCGCUGCUGCAGAUGUUCUCCGGCACCUUCAUUGUGAUCUUCUAUGCCAUCGAUAUAAUCUCGGAAUUCGGAGCGGACUUUGACAACAAAAAAGCAGCGAUUUGGACAGCAGCAGUCAGAGUAGUCUGCUGUAUGAUAUUCUGCGCUAUCCUCAUCUUUGUCCGUCGACGCAGGAUCAUGAUGAUCUCGGGCAUCGGUUCUGGGGUCUUUUGUCUGGCCUUGAGUGCCUUUAUGUACGCCCGAGUGGGUCAGCCCAAAAUGGACUACGAUGUUCUUGUGGCCGGUGUGUGCCUUUUGGGUUACAUUGUCUUCAACACCGCUCUAAUGGUAAUGCCGGGCAUCAUGAUCGGAGAGCUGUUCCCGGCCAGGAUUCGAGGCAGAACCGCCGGAGGUGUGUUUGCUUCCAUGAACGUGGCCCUGUUCAUCUUCGCAAAGAAAUUCCCCGCCUUGCAGGCUUGCCUCAAAAUGCGUGGAGUGUUCUUGGUCUUUGGGGUAUCGAGCAUCCUGCUGACCAUUUUUAUGUGCCUGUUCCAGCCGGAGACCAAGGGUCGCAGUCUGGAGCACAUCGAGGAUUACUUCAACGGCGACAACUGGCUGUGGUUCCGACGGGACCGAGGCUACAAGACGGUGAAACUGCAUCCUCUCCAGCCCAUCAAAGCCAAUGGAACGACUGCAGAUGCCUAAUCCAAUGGUGGAUGCUUAGCUUUUAGACCGGGCUGUUACGUUUCCAGAUAUAUCCAUAGAUUUUGUAGUUUCUAGGUAGUCUUAGACGUACUCAUAGAUCUAGCCGCAGUGCCUCGUAGUUUCUAAACUCGAUCGAUUUUCCAGUGCCCUCCAGGUUGGCCACUUCGACAGGGAAUCUUCAAGUGCUAAGUUAAAUCUUUCAAAUUGUGAUCACUAUGCUUUAAAAUUUAUCUACUUGUAACUUGAAAUAUAAUUAGAAAUAAAAAUCUGUUAAAUAUA